AUGGCUUGCAGUUUAAACGGACUAACAGUCGAAGAUUCAAUUCCGAUCAACAUGGAUGACUUGCCAUCAAAAUACUCUCCAAUGUCAGAAGACUCGGACGAAACAAACUCACCACACCCGACGUUGUCGUCGUCACACCAUUCACAUACAUUUCCCUACCUCCAUGAUCACCAAUGCGACAAAUUUGAAAACAGAGUAUCCGGAGUUGUUGUCUAUAAAGGAAUCUCUUGUCAAGUUUGUUUUCGAACCCAACAAGAAGGCAUAGAUCAAAUGUUGAAGAUGGAGGAGGGUCUUGAACAAAGAAAGCUUAUUAUAAUCUUCUGA
Molecule: messenger RNA, 324 nt
Organism: Arabis nemorensis
Lineage: Eukaryota; Viridiplantae; Streptophyta; Magnoliopsida; Brassicales; Brassicaceae
Source: the annotation of a GenBank genome assembly